This is a messenger RNA of Rhodofomes roseus, 1716 nucleotides long. RefSeq lists its product as uncharacterized. The transcript is spliced from 2 exons. The record is from RefSeq and is a predicted model, not a curated record. Bases 1 to 1716 code for a protein of 571 amino acids. NCBI's taxonomy places the organism in Eukaryota, Fungi, Basidiomycota, Agaricomycetes, Polyporales, Fomitopsidaceae.
AUGCGUUCCACCGCGUCCGUAACAGCGCCAGCUCGGGAAGCAAAGAGGAGGAGGGCAUCCGAACAGGCGGGUGCGGCAGAAGAAGCGGCUGCAGAGGGUAGCACCAAGAAGGGUUCAAAGCCUCCUCGCAAGCGAAACCGCGGCAAGAAGGACAAGUCUGCCAAAUCUCGUGGCAAGCAGAAGGCGGUGUCGGAGGACGAGUCAGAGGAGGAGGUGCCUUUAUUCCUUCCCUCGCCUGGACUUGCUGGAGUGUCCAGUGGCGAGGAUGAGAGCCCUGUACCCGAACAAUUGUCCACCGACGACGAUGACAGCGGCAGGUGGAGUGCGGGGCCGGUUAUGGAGACUUCAAAUAUGCUGGUCCAGCAUGCCCUUGACAGGCGAGACGAGUUUGCCGACAAGUCACCCAAAAAUGUCAGUCGCGGACGCGCCCGCGGACUGUUUGUGGCAUCUCUAUGUGGCGACAAACGGUACCGAGACGUUGCUGCAGAAUAUAUCCGAGCAAGGGAGGGAACGUCAAUCUCUGGCGCCAUGCCUCCGCCUAUUCCCGGCGUGCCUUGGGCGUCCUGGGGGUGGACAUCCCCGUCUCUUCCUGAAUCCGCCCAUGCUGCCGCAGACGGUCUGUCACCGCUUAUCGAGUUCCUCGUGACCGAACCCUGGAAGCGCCACAACUACGCCAUCUACCGGCGGGUCGAGCAGGUGCUACUUGGUGUCGGCCUUGCAUUGCGAGACCUGGAUAAUGGCCAGUUCACCAAUGAUCCAGAUGACCCACCUCCGGCUCAUAUCCCCAUCUAUGUACAAAACACCGCUCUGGAUUUCAACGAUGUGCGGGAGACGCUUCUUCGCUCAAUCGGUUCCAUCAGCGAGCUCAUUAUCAUUGACGACAUCCCGCCCACUGUGUGGUCAGCCAACACAGAGGAGUCUCGCUCACCUACUCCAGGCCACAACCUGAUCGCACCCGAUGGCCCGCUUGUUCUGGAUGAGCCUCCCUCGCUUCCAGCCACUAUGUUUAAGGCCCCUCCGACGCCGCUUCUUCCGGUCGCGCAUGUCCCAGUGUUGUCUUCCACUGGACCGAGCCGUUCGUCGGCCCCAACUGCCGCCCCUGACCGUCCAUUGGUCAAGUUGCGCCCGCCUUUGGUUCUGCAAUCGCUGCCGAAGCGCCCCCCGCUGGUUCUUCAACCCCUGCCUACGUUUAGGCCAAGACCAUUGGGACAGUUGGGCGAAACAGUGCCUAGUCAGUCGCAGACGCAACAAGCGGGGGCCAUCGCCAAUAGCUUGCCACGAGCACCGCAGCAUGCGGGGGAAGCCGCCUCCCAUGGCAAGAGGCGGAGCGAGGUGGAUAGCAGCGAGGGAGCUGGUCAGUCAAAGAGACGGUGCAUCAUUCCGGAGAUUGAGGCAGGCAACAAGCGGGACAUACCGACAGAACAAGCGGACACCGGUAAAGAAGCGGAUUCAGGUGCCGCCAAUGAUGACGCUCUGCAAUGGAGCAGUUCCCGAGCGGGCCCAUCCACACAAGCGGGCCCAUCUACACAAGCGGGUCCAUCCACACAAGCGGGCCCGCCAAUACAAGCGGGCCAUGCUGCGCCUCAUGCCACAGCCGUCCCUCCAGCGUUGGCGGCCCCUCAGGUUGAGACAGGCUCACUCAGAGCAUCAAAACGCCUGAGCGGUAAGCGAGAACAGCAGCGAACAUUCAACUUGGUUUAUGGGAAACGGAAGUGA